AUGGGGUGCGAGUGCCAAUAUACCUACCUAUCAUGCUUACAACCUUAUGAGAGGAUUCGAGCUUUGGAGCGCGGAACAGGAGAAUGUCUAGAUUGUCUUCCUCAGACGGUGUUUGAGAUUGCACAAUUAGAUCAAACCGAGUCUCCGCACAAUGACCGAGUCGACCGGAGUAGGGCUCCACUUCUACCGGCCCGCCCCGCACCCUCCAAAAAAACCAGUGACGAGACUGGCAGACCCCCCCGAGCUGCAGGCGCGUUAGGCUGGGCCGCGAUAAGAUACGAGGGGAGCAGCGCAACGGGGAACAGACCCGCCCGCCGUGGUCACCCAGACAACAGCGCUAGCGUAAACAAUCCCCACGACCGCUCCUUCGUGGGUGCCCAGUACUACCGCCCUUCAGCUCACCGACACGACCAUCCCAUCCAGUCCCCAGGAAGAGACACAAUUCCGUAUAGCUGUCGGGGUUCCUCUCGCCUUUAUCCAACAUCCACCAAGCAUUGGAAUUACAUCACCCGCCCCUCCCGUUAUUCUGGCCGUCUCUUCUUCAUUCUUCUUCAGAGCAAGCUUCAGUAUUCCCGCCCAGCAUUCCACACGAAGGAGGGGGGAUAG
Colletotrichum lupini is the source of this 606-nucleotide messenger RNA. RefSeq lists its product as uncharacterized. NCBI's taxonomy places the organism in Eukaryota, Fungi, Ascomycota, Sordariomycetes, Glomerellales, Glomerellaceae. The record is from RefSeq and is a predicted model, not a curated record. Bases 1 to 606 code for a protein of 201 amino acids. The transcript is spliced from 4 exons.